AUGCCCACUGGUGGGGGGAAGAGCAUGCUAUUCAUGGUGCCUGUGUUCACCGCCCCCGGGGGCACCACCAUCAUUGUGGUGCCACUCAUUGCAUUACGGGCUGAUAUGACCAGGCGCUGCCAGGAGCUCGGCAUAUCGUGUGUGCCAUGGGAGAGCCGGCGGCCCCCCAAUGCUGCAUCCAUCAUGUUAGUGACGCCUGAAUCCGCGGUAAGCCCCGAUUUCCAGAUGUUUUUGAACCGGCUGCGGUGGACCCGGCGGUUAGACCAGAUCGUGAUCAAUGAAUGCCAUGUGGUGUUGAAUUCCCAACACAAUUUCUGGCCCCAGAUGGCUCAGCUGGGCCGGUUAGUCCAGGCCCACACCUAGAUGGUAUGGUUAACCGCCACGUUGCCCCCGAGCAUGGAGGCUGAAUUAUGCUGGUGGAUGAAGUAUGACCGGGCCGCCGUGACCAUAUACUGGGCCCGGACCAGCCGGCCGAACAUGGCAUACCAGGUGUGGCGG
Molecule: messenger RNA, 498 nt
Organism: Aspergillus novofumigatus IBT 16806
Lineage: Eukaryota; Fungi; Ascomycota; Eurotiomycetes; Eurotiales; Aspergillaceae
Exons: 1
Coding region: 1-363 (120 amino acids)
Biological process (GO): double-strand break repair via homologous recombination
Cellular component (GO): cytoplasm; chromosome
Molecular function (GO): 3'-5' DNA helicase activity; ATP binding; four-way junction helicase activity
Source: RefSeq, a predicted model, not a curated record